This is a messenger RNA of Python bivittatus (Burmese python), 2962 nucleotides long. Lineage: Eukaryota; Metazoa; Chordata; Lepidosauria; Squamata; Pythonidae. The record is from RefSeq and is a predicted model, not a curated record.
GCCUCCAGCCCACAACCAUGGCAUAACCAGCUUUGCUCCUGGCCCGUCAUGCCAAGGAUCCUGCAGGGCACCCGGCCGGUCGGGUUGAAAGCAGCAGCGUUGGGUCCAACCAGUUUCCCUGCGAAGCUGCAGCUCUCCUUAGAGGUGGAAGGAGAAACUCUGCUUCUGGAUUUGGGGCAGAAUUGGGAGCUGGUGAGGGGCACCCCAGGGUUACUCUAUUACCUCCCAAAUGGGACAAGAAUCUUGCAGCCAACGAACCCAGAGAGCAACUGCUGUUAUCGGGGUACCAUUCAGGGGUACCUCAACUCUUGGGCCAGUGUCUGUGUGUGCUCUGGUUUAAGUGGCCUCCUCACCGUGUCCAGGUUUAGAAGCUACAGCUUGGAAUCUACCCCAGAUGGAGACACAAGGGCCUACAGACUCGAGACAGUCAAGACAUCCACAGGGGCCUGCAGGUCGAGCAGACAGUUUCACCCACAACCGAAGCGGACGCCGCUGCAUCGGGCAAAGAGAGAAGCGGAGACUGAGCGUGGCUACGUGGAACUGGUGAUCGUGGCCGACCAAGCCGAGUUCCAGCUGGAUCCUAACGUCAGCCGGAUUCAGACACGCAUCGUGGAAAUCGCCAGCCACAUGGACGGGUUUUACAGGACGCUGGGUCUGCGGGUGGCCCUCGUGGGCGCCGAAGUCUGGAACCAGCGCAACCGGGUGUCAACAGAGGGAACCGCUGGAGAAGUUCUCACGCGGUUCCUGGCGUGGAAAGAGAAGGAUUUAAUGCCCCGGAUCCCACACGACAGCGUCCAGCUCAUUAUCGGUCCCCCGUUUACCGCCGGCGUCAUCGGGGCGUCUACCCAGGGAUCCAUCUGCACUAAGCGCUCCGGUGGGAUCAGCAUGGGCCAUUCCGUUAGUCCUUUAAUCAUGGCUUCCACUCUUUCGCACCAACUUGGGCACAACCUUGGCCUUGUCCACGAUGUGGUCGGCUGCAGCUGCAACAGUUCCAUCCGUGCCCCGGGCCGUAAAUGCAUCAUGGAACCCCCGACGGGGAUCAUGCCGGGGUUGAGUUUCAGCACCUGCAGCCAGCAGUGGGUCCAACGGAUCCUGCGGAGCGAUCGGAUCGGCUGCCUCCUCGACCGGCCCGAACCAGACCGCCUGGUGAAGUCCCUCUGCGGGAACCGCUUUGUGGAAUACGGGGAGCAAUGCGACUGCGGCCUCUUUUUGCCAACGAGACCAAAUGCAUUUCGGCUCUGGGUGGUGAGUCCUGUGGCUGGAUUGUGUUUGAUGGCACUCGUGUUUUCCUUUCCGUUCCCAGAUGCGGUUCCUCUCUCGGAUGGCUGCGUGGCGUCUCUGAAUCCCAGAGGGGACGCGCGGGGGCACUGCGGGCAGAACCCCAACGGAUCCUACAUCUCCUGUGCUAAGAGUGACGUCCGGUGCGGGCAGCUGCAGUGCGAGAAAAAACGGAAUGGGGCGUUUAGGACGCCCAAUUGCCUGCGUGAUGCUCUUACCGUUGCCGUUGCUGCCGAUGUGCUGGAUGAGGCCGUGGCGCAAUCGGGGACUAACUGUGGGUCCAGCAAAGUUUGCAUCGACAAACGAUGCCAGGAUCUCUCCUUGUUAAAAUUCUCCGAAUGCAAAUGCGGUGGACGUGGGAUUUGCAACAGCAAAGGACAUUGCCAUUGCCAGCCGGGCUGGGCCCCCCCUGACUGCCAGAGCGGUGGCCUCGGGGGCAGUGUCGACAGCGGCCCCCCUGCCCCAGAGGAAGCGAGCCGGUCCACCUCGACGGUGCUUGUUCUGAUCGCUCUGCUUCUGGUCGCCUUGCUCGUGGCGGGCCUCUGCUGUGCCAAACGGCUCGGGCUGUACAAGCGCCUCUGCCAGUUUGGCAAGGGGACCAGCUGCCAAUACAGGGCUGACCCUGAGUCCCGGGUGGAAUUCCUUCACCCAGCUGGAAGGAUCACCCAACCAGAGCCCCGGAGUUACAGCAAAGCUCCUCCAAACCGGCCUCGUCCCCCACAGUGGAAACCAAGUACAGAACUUCAGCUUAUGCCAACUUCUAAGCAGCCCGUUGCUCUGGGGGCCGCGCGGCCUGACCCGCCCUCCAAGCCGUUGCCGCCUGAUCCGAUCCCAAAAGAUCAACAGGCCUCCGUUGGGGACCGGCCAGCCCCGCCUAUACGCCCGUUGCCUCCUGACCCUAUUGCUAAAACUCAGGUAAUUGUGUCGCCCUUUCCCCGUGGAGGGGAACGUACACCGGGUCGGAGAGGGACCCCAUUUGCAGAGGGCAAAGCCAUUGGAAAAGUGUCUCCUGCCCCCCCGAAGCCUCCCCCUCCCCAGAAGCCACUGCCUUCGGAUCCGCCCCGGCCUCAGCUGGGGGCCGGGCCCAGCUGUGACCCCGAGGUCCAGAUGUUGCCAUCCAGGCCAGCCCCUCCACCGCCUGGCGUGCUGGCCGGUUCUGCAGGACACAGCGGUGAAAUCUAAUCGGGGUUGUUCGGACCGAAGGAGCCAUCGACCUUCCGAAGUCACCUCUCGGCCCCCGGCAGAAAGAACCCCCCGCCAUGCUUCCUGUUGCUCGCUUGGCUGAUUUUGGCUGUAGAUUUUGCAGAGCGCCGUGUCCAUCCUAGCCAGCUCGGAUCAGGGUUUGCGUGCCCGGGGGCCUCGGGUGUGUGCGGUGUUUUGCCCCGCGGCCAGAAGUCCUAACUUGCCCAAGGGGAUGCCGUUUGGGCUCCGGCGUCCCCCGCUUUGAAUCCUGUCCGAAGGAAUUCUGGGGAAAGUGUCUGCACUGGCAAGAGGGCUGUCCGUGGUGCUGGCCGGAGGUGCAGUCGUGUGCGUGUGCCAAGGGAACAGCACACGCGUGUCUGUGUUGCCUCCUGGAAGAGGGGGGCUAUUCUCUACGGAAGCGGAUUCCUCUCCCAUCUUCACUGGAAUAUAUCCAUCCAUCUGGGUUUGAGGCAAUCUUAAUAAAAACAGGUGGACUCCCUUG